Rana temporaria (common frog) is the source of this 775-nucleotide messenger RNA. It is a transcript of the gene NCBP2, whose product is annotated as nuclear cap binding protein subunit 2. Gene Ontology annotation, molecular function: RNA cap binding. Gene Ontology annotation, cellular component: nuclear cap binding complex. The transcript is spliced from 4 exons. Gene Ontology annotation, biological process: mRNA cis splicing, via spliceosome. Lineage: Eukaryota; Metazoa; Chordata; Amphibia; Anura; Ranidae. The record is from RefSeq and is a predicted model, not a curated record. The annotation marks the transcript as partial.
UACUGGGCGCCUUCUGCUCAUUGGCUCGUCUUUGUCGCGAGAAGAAGAAUCGUAAAACCGCUGUUGCGCCGUGGUGGCCGGUGUGCUGGAGAAGUUGGGAACAUGCUGAGCAUUCUAAAGACUGAUAGCUAUGUGGAGCUGAGUCAGUACCGGGACCAGCAUUUCAAGGGCAAAAGAGAUGAGCAAGAUAAACUUUUGAAACAAAGCUGCACUUUGUAUGUUGGAAACCUCUCAUUUUAUACAACAGAAGAGCAGAUACAUGAAUUAUUCAGCAAGAGUGGAGAUGUCAAAAAGAUCGUUAUGGGUCUGGAUAAAAUGAAGAAAACUGCUUGUGGAUUCUGCUUUGUAGAAUACUAUACCAGAGCUGACUCUGAGCAUUGCAUGAGAUUCAUCAAUGGUACUCGCUUAGAUGAUCGGAUUAUCAGAACAGACUGGGAUGCUGGCUUCAAAGAAGGAAGGCAAUAUGGACGUGGCAAAUCGGGUGGCCAGGUCAGAGAUGAGUACCGUGAAGACUAUGAUGCAGGAAGGGGAGGCUAUGGUAAAGUUGUACAGACUUUUUGAAGACGCCCACAGCCAAGCUCAAGCUCUCCUUGGAUGUGAAGUUUAUUUGCGACAGCAGUUUUAAGUUUUUUGUUUCCCCUUUGUUUUGACCCAAGUAAAUAAGUGUGUGUUUUUUGCUAAUUUUGGCUUUAUUUUUUAAGUCCUUCUACAUGAAAAUUAAGGUUCAUAUACACUUGUUCACAUUUUAAAUUAAACCUUUAAAAAUGGCUUCAAA